CCGUCAUCCAUUUCCGAAUCAGAAUCAGUUUGUCCAGCGCUCUGCCGUCGCGAGCACGCUCCAAAGAGGCCAAUCGGAAGAACUUUGGAACUUUCUUGAGUUGCGACACGUACAUUUUCAAGCUGGACCACAUUUUCGAGGACUGUCAGCGGCAGCAGUUUCACAAAAUGUCUCAUGGCGAGCGAAAAGGCCGCCUCAAUGUGGUCAAGUUUCUCGAACUGGGUUUUGCGGUAGCGUGUCUGGUGCUCCACUUCUACAGCUUCAACGAUCGCGAUAUAAUGACUUCGUUCCUGGCCACUGGCACCUUCACGGGCUACAUCAUAGUGGUCAUCGGGGUCUUUGCAGGCGUUCUGAUGCGGGCACCCAUUCACAAGCGCAUCGAUAUAUUCUUCAGCGUCCUGGGCUGCACCUUGUUCGUGGCCAGCGGUGUGUUCAUCAUUGAGGCCUGGGAGUUCUCCUUCCGCACCCGAACUCGGGAUCUCGCGCUCAUCAAGGCCUCGCUGUCCAUCGUCAAUGGGGUGCUAUUCGGAUUCGAUGCGGUGUUCACAUUUCGCGACAAGUGAAUCGUUCAGUUUUUAGACGGAAACCACUGGCCAGAUCCGCUGGAGCUUCUUUCGUAUGCAUUUAAUAGCUUAUAAGGGUAUACAUAUCUUUCCGGUUCAACUGGCCAUUCCGCCAAUCAUACAAACAACCAAACUGUUAACGUUUAUCUUUAUAUUUAAGUGUUUUUUUUUUCUCUCAAUAAAAAGUAAUUCGCCAUCGCUC
Molecule: messenger RNA, 765 nt
Organism: Drosophila melanogaster (fruit fly)
Lineage: Eukaryota; Metazoa; Arthropoda; Insecta; Diptera; Drosophilidae
Exons: 3
Coding region: 168-563 (131 amino acids)
Biological process (GO): septate junction assembly
Source: RefSeq, marked reviewed